Molecule: messenger RNA, 5371 nt
Organism: Melospiza georgiana
Lineage: Eukaryota; Metazoa; Chordata; Aves; Passeriformes; Passerellidae
Gene: MLLT1
Product: MLLT1 super elongation complex subunit
Exons: 12
Coding region: 131-1804 (557 amino acids)
Biological process (GO): regulation of DNA-templated transcription
Cellular component (GO): super elongation complex
Source: RefSeq, a predicted model, not a curated record
GAGCGGCUUCGCUCGUGGACUGAGCGGGGGAAGAGAUUCUCUCUCCCCCCCCGCCCCGCCGACCGGGCAGCGAAACCGCCGCGGCGGCGGGAGCGAGCGAGCGGGGCCCGCGGCGCUGCUGUGCCCAGCCAUGGACAAUCAGUGCACGGUGCAGGUGAAGCUGGAGCUGGGGCACCGGGCCCAGCUGCGCAAGAAGCCGACCACAGAAGGUUUCACCCAUGACUGGAUGGUGUUCGUGCGGGGCCCGGAGCAGUGCGACAUCCAGCACUUCGUGGAGCGCGUCGUCUUCCGGCUGCACGAGAGCUUCCCAAAACCCAAGCGAGUGUGCAAGGAGCCCCCCUACAAGGUGGAGGAGUCUGGCUACGCUGGCUUCAUUAUGCCCAUUGAAGUGCACUUCAAAAACAAGGAGGAGCCCAAAAAGGUUUGUUUCACAUAUGACCUGUUCCUAAAUCUGGAGGGGAACCCACCUGUGAACCACCUUCGUUGUGAGAAACUGACUUUCAACAACCCCACCAAGGAAUUCAGGCGCAAACUCAUCAAGGCUGGAGGGGUAAUGGUGAUGCCAGAAGGAGCAGAGACUGUUUCAAGGCCAAGUCCUGAUUAUCCAAUGCUGCCCACGAUACCUCUCUCUGCCUUCUCUGAUCCCAAGAAGACCAAACCCUCCCAUGGGUCAAAGGAUGCAAACAAGGAAAGUAGCAAAGCAUCCAAGCCACAUAAAGUAACCAAGGAGCACAGGGAGAGGCCCAGGAAAGACUCUGAGAGCAAAAACUCCUCCAAAGACCUUGAGAGAGAACAGAACAAGCCUUUGAAGGACUCCUCCAGAAAACCAACUGAGAACAAACUGCCUAAGGAGGAGAAGGCACCUCCAAAAGCUGCUUUCAAGGAACCAAAACUGGCCGUGAAGGAGACCAAACUGGAGAACACCUCUCCAAAGGGGGGGCCACAGCCGGAGUUAAAGUCUUCCAGCAAGAGGCCCUCCAACGUGGAGUCACCAAAGCCUAGUGCCAAAAAACAAAAAAAGAGUAGCUCCAAAGGGGUGAAGAAUAUCCUGGGGACAUCUCCCAGAACCUCGUCUUCCUCAUAUCCAGAGAAGAAACAAACCAAGGAGAAGAUGAAUGCCAAAGUGGAAAAGGUAAAAUCGGAGAGCGAGGCCAAGGAGAUCAAAAAGCCUGUGGAGAUGGAGGAGUCAAACUCAGAGGAUGAAACUUCUUUCAAGUCAGAGGGGGUUAAGUCUGUCCAGUCCAGCCCUUCCAACUCCAGCUCCAGCUCCGACUCCAGCUCUGACUCUGAUUUCGAGCCAUCUCAGAACCACAGUCAAGGCCCCCUGCGCUCCAUGGUGGAGGAUCUGCAGUCUGAGGAGUCGGAUGAUGACGACAGCUCCUCGGGAGAGGAGGCAGCAGUCAAAACAAACCCUGUCAGCAGGGAUUCCAGACUGAGCCUCAGUGACAGUGACAGUGACAACAGCGCCGACUCGUGCCCGCCCAGCCGGGAGCCUCCUCCUGGGCAGAAGCUGCCCCCAGCAAACAACAAGGCAUCUGGAAGGAAAAGCCCAGAGUCUUGUAACAAGCCAGAGAAGAUCCUGAAGAAGGGAACCUAUGACAAGGCCUACACGGAUGAGCUGGUGGAGCUCCACAGGCGGCUCAUGGCACUACGGGAGCGCAACGUGCUCCAGCAGAUUGUGAAUCUCAUUGAGGAAACCGGGCAUUUCAACGUCACCAACACAACCUUUGACUUUGACCUCUUCUCCCUGGAUGAGACGACCGUCCGCAAGCUGCAGAGCUACCUGGAGGCCGUGGCCACAUGACGCUGGGCCUGGCAAGCUGGCUCUGCUCUUCACCCAGACAUCCCCUCCACUGGUACCAGGAAACCACCCCAUGGAACUAGGCCUUCUUAUCCUCCUGCCUCACCCGAAGAAGCACUGCCUUAGAGAACAGCCAUGCUCUAGGAAUGCUCAGCCAGCUGCACUUUUCUUGUAGGCUUCAAACCAGCGCCCGCCUUGCUGAGCCUGUGCCCGGCCCUGCCUUUGUGGGCCAGGCCCCCAGCAGAGCGGGCGUGCUGCACUUAGGCUGCACAGCGCGACCUUUUUGGUUUCCCUUGGAGCAACUGUGUUUCAAGAGCACAUUUUGCAGGCAUCUCUGAGCUCUGAAGAAGCGUGGAUGCUGUUCCCUUCCCCCUGGAGCUCGGGACCGGAGCCCUCCCGCUCUGCCCCGCGCCCUGUGGGUGACAUCGGCUUUGACAGAGCUGGCCGGGACACUGGGGACAACAGGAGGCUCCUGCUGGUCUGCUGCAGGGGAGAGGGGCUGCAUUCCAGCUCCAUCCCAGCUGGGAUCGCCCUCUGGGGUGGGGACAGGACCCUCUGUGCUCAGUGAGGAGGCCUCUGGAACCUGCUGUCUCCUGCUGGGCUUUGGAGAUGUCUUCUUUGUUGAUCUGAGCUCCUAAACAAAGUCCCACUCCUUUCAGUCUGCUUUAACUGUAAUAGGACUCCAAAACUGUAAGCUGUAUAUUUUAUAUAUAUAUAUUAUAUAUAUGUAUGUACUGUAUGUAUAAGAAGGGCCUAGUUGGGUCUCAUGAUCUUAAGGGUGUGUUUUUCUGUUGUUUUUUUAUGGCUCUGGCAGGGGAAGGCGCUUAAUAAGAUUUGACUCUUGUGGACAAUUUGUAGUGUAAGGAAGCUGGACAGCAACCUCCAGGCAUCCCAUGCUCCAGAAGGGGCUCACCCAUCGUCUUUCCAUUUGUCAGUGUUUGAUAACUUUGCCAAAACAUGUGAUUGGUUUUGUUCUGUGUUCUCAAAGAGGAAUCUCCUUACAGUGGCCCCUAUAGUAGUGGCUGUACUUUGGGAAAACCAAAACAAGGGAGAGCUGAAAUCUUUGGAUUUUGGAGAUGCUGAUGUAAAACACAAAGUGGAGCUGGGUUUGUUCCCUGCUCCCUCUCCCACCCCGCUGCCUGUGCAGGAAAAGGCGGAAACAGAAACACUAAUGCAGCCCCUCCCUGGAUUUCUAGUUAAACUAGUAUUGACCUCCAAGUGUUGUCCAGGUGGGCAUGGGCAACCCCAGCCCUCCCCCCAAGCUGUGUUACACUCCUGCUCCCAAAAUUCAGUAUUUGCCCAGGAAUUGCUGGUUUUUCCAAGGGCUGUGGAAGCUUUUGCCAAGUGGGGCACAGGCAGUGUGGGAGCCCCUCUGCUCUGCUCUGCUCAGGGAGGGCUGCACCCCUCCAGGUUUGCUGUCCCUUGUUUUGGGUUCCCCCUUUCUUUAUCAUGGAAAUGUUGCAACUAAUCAACUGAAGUGGCAAUAUGAUGAUAAGCUUGUUUGAGUUGGGUCAUGUUGACCCGAUUCCCAUUAAUUUUGUCCUUGUACCACCUUUCAUGUGUUGUGUGUGUGUAUAUAUAUAUAUAUAUAUGUGUGUGUAUAUAUAUAUAUAUAUGGAAUUCAAGCUCAUGCUGGGUGCAAACCCUGUCACGCCAGUGAUCUCAGCUCUUUUCUUUCUUGCUGGACGAUGCCAGGGCUGGAUGGAAAGGCCAGGGAGCAGAGGGAGAGGUGGCAGCAGGACACCCACACUGGUCACAGCCCGUGUCUCUGUGGGGCUGUGCCAGGGGAUGGCAGCUCUGUGCCCACACUGGCACCUGGGGCUGGUGGCACUGAGGGUGGCCAGGCUGAGCCCCAGCUCCACUGAGUGCUGCCCACUCCUCCCACAGCUCCAGUGCCAGCACUUGCAGACUGUCCCAGCUCCACUGGAGGUGCCACCCUGCCCCUGGCACACCUGCAGGAGGCUCUUCUGAGCCUGCCAUGGCAUCGUCCUGUCCUGGAAGUGACUUUGUUGGUCAGUCUGCUGAGCAUUGAUAGGGAUUUCGUUUGGUUUUUAUAAGAAGUAUUUUACACAUGGAUUUUUUUAGACUGUUUAUAAUCCCCCCCCCCCAUAAAACCCGAGGUAGGAUUGUUCCCCAGCAAUAGUUCCUCUCCAUUGUGUGCACAUGCUGAUUUGUUACUAAAAGGUUUUUGCAAGUACUUAGUUGUUCUACAGAGUUGAUGUUUUUUGGGGUAUGUGGUAGCGUGGGGAGCACAGGAGGGGUGGCUGCAAGGCAAGGUUGGUCACUUUGGGCCUCACCUUGUGUCCCCUUGCAGUUCCCUGUGUAGAUCCCCUCUAGGCUGGCUGAACGCUGUUCUGAACAUGCCGUGUACAGGUUUUUGUGGAUAAAGUGUUUGUUCUUGUGUCACUCUUGAGAGCAUGGAUGGAUUAUUGUACUCUAGCAAGGAGGGGGCAGUGCUGCUGUGGGCAUUGCUUCAGGUCCUCGAGGAUGUGUAGUAGCUUGCGUUGUUAAAAAAAAAGGAAGAAAACAAAAAAAAGAAUCCCAAAUUGACUUGUAGCCAUAAUGGUUUUUCCAAGGAAAGUGGGCAGGACUCUGUUCCUUUUGCCUCUGUUCCUUUUCCCUGUUCCUUGUGGUGCUGCUGCUGGCACAGCCAGUGCUGGCAGCCCGAGCUGGAAUCGUGUUGGAGGCAGGGUCAGGAUUCGGCUCCUCCAUCCUCCAGGAGGGUCAGGAGCCUUUCCCUGGCUCUGCCGUGUGUUGAGCCUCGAGGCUUUGAUUACUGACAUGACCAUUAGAAAAGUUUAAUAAAAAGGAGAGGAGAGGAAGGCUGGCUUGGCAGCAAACCCAGUCUGGUGUUUGUGCCACGAGGGGAGGCUGGCUGAGCUCAGGCUGCAGCCAUGGAAGUGCAAUCUCUGCCACCUGUGGGAGCGUGGGGUGCCCUGGGAGCAUCAGAACGAGCCAAGCAUUGAUGCAACAAUCCAGAAACAGUUUCAUUGUCACAUCUUGGACCGUGUUUGAUGGUGAGAGAGUUAAAACGUCCCUCCAGGAGGGGCCUCUCCACGAGCAGAGCCCAGAGUGGCUCCAGCUGCAGUUUUCCAUUGGGGAUGUGCUGGAGCCAGCUCUGCUCACAGGAGGCUCCUCCCUGCUGAGACUCCCCUGGUGCACCUGGGACAGGUGAAUCAGUGCUCAAAGGACCCAAAUGGGUGUUGCUUUCCUUUGAUAGCCAUCAAAAACUGACAAGAUGAGUUUGCACUCCUAAAGAAAAAUGUAAGUACUUCAACUUCUAGAGAAUUUUUAAUUGUAUUUCUGCCUAGAGCCGAGGUAUUAAAUACCUCAGCACCUGAGGAUUUUAAAAGUUGUGUUGGGAGAAAAGUUCUUCACUCAGCUGGAAGAAAUGCAGCUGAGCCAAGACUAACUGCAAGAUUAAAAAGAAAAAAAAAAACCACAAAAAAACUCAUGUUUGUAAUACGUUACAGGAUUGUUUGUCCUGAAUUUUAAACUUUUUGUUAAAUUUGUGGAACUAUGGAGGAAUUUUCUAGAAAAAGUGAAAUAAAGUAAGAUGGAAAAGUAAAA